UCAGCGGUGAGGAAGGAGUUUGGUGUAUUCCAGCGCGCAUACGCCCCCUACGCUCCUCUCCUCUCCUCCUCCUCUUCUUCUCCUCUCCUCUCCUCACAUCCAUCCACCCGAGAGAGCUGCUCUCGCCCCUCCGCUCAUUCAUCCGCUCGGACAGUCUCCAUCCUUUGACGGAGAACAGAAGCAGCAGGGCGGUGGCAAUCGCAAGCCCUCAAUGCUCGGCAUUUGGACGGAAAUCCGCGCGUCAAACCUGGAGAGACAGGACUGCAAGUGAUCGCUAUGUCAGAAAGAAGUUCAGCCGUAAAGAAUACAGCGGACGGAGGUUAUACGGAUCACGAUUCAAAGAUGUCGGAUGAGCACCGAGACACGGAUGAUUCGUCGGAGAAAACGCCUAGUAGGAUGUCCAGAUCCCCGCAGAAAUCCUCCAAAAGACCAAAGACAGUACCUGUGAAAGUCACACUGCUUGAUGGAUCUGCCUAUGAGACCGGGGUGGAGAAGCUCUGUAAAGGACAGGUGCUACUGGAUAUGGUUUGUGAACAUCUCAACCUCUUGGAGAAGGACUACUUUGGCCUGUCCUUCAGUGACACGGAGAGCCAAAAGAAUUGGCUGGAUCCUUCGAAAGAAAUCAAGAAACAAAUCCGUGUGGGUCCCUGGCAUUUCUCCUUUGCUGUCAAAUUCUAUCCUCCCGAUCCAUCUCAGCUGAUUGAAGACAUCACAAGGUAUUACCUGUGUCUGCAGCUGAGGGAGGACAUACUGUCAGGUCGUUUGCCCUGCUCGUUCGUCACUCAUGCUCUGCUGGGCUCGUACGCUGUUCAGGCUGAGCUGGGAGACUAUGACCCAGAGGAACACGGGCCAGACUACAUCAGUGAGUUCCGCUUCGCCCCCAAUCAGACCCGUGAGCUGGAGGAGAGGGUGAUGGAGCUGCACCGCAACUACAGGGGCAUGAGUCCUGCAGAGGCUGAAAUCAACUUCCUGGAAAACGCCAAGAAACUUUCCAUGUAUGGCGUUGAUCUCCAUCAUGCUAAGGACUCUGAAGGCAUUGACAUCAUGUUGGGGGUGUGUGCCAGUGGCCUGUUGAUCUAUAGAGACCGGCUGCGUAUCAACCGAUUCGCCUGGCCCAAGAUCCUCAAAAUAUCUUACAAGAGAAGCAACUUCUACAUCAAAAUCCGACCUGGAGAGUACGAGCAGUUUGAGAGCACCAUUGGCUUCAAGCUGCCCAACCACCGUGCCUCUAAGCGCUUGUGGAAGGUCUGCAUUGAACAUCACACAUUUUUCAGGUUGGUCUCUCCUGAGCCCCCUCCCAAAGGUUUUCUUGUGAUUGGCUCAAAGUUCCGCUACAGUGGGCGGACCCAAGCCCAGACACGCCAAGCCAGUGCUUUGAUUGACAGGCCAGCUCCUCAAUUUGAACGAUCAAUUAGUAGGAGGUACCUGCUGUCCCGCAGCAUAGAUGGAGAGUCUGCUUUAGGGGACACUAUGGACCGACUCUCUCAGCACACCUCCAGCGAGCCUAUGCCUAAUCUUCCCAGAGAUGAGCUGGACCAGGACUACCUGGAGCCCAGUCUGUAUCAGGACUUGGACCAAGAUCACGAACAAGCUGAAGACCAGCGACUUGAAAGUGACUUCACUCCAUCUAAGACUGUGGAGCUCAAGAGGGAGGAGGCAGGUUCUCCUGUAGACUCUAAGACGGAGUCGGACCAGGACUUGGCCCCACGUCCUAAACAGGAGGUACUAUUUCUCAUCGAUCAAAUGCCUGAGCUGUCACUCUCUGUAACUACACGUGUUGCAGUUUCUCUUUCUUUCUGUAAUUGUUUUCUAGAGGAAGUAACAGAAAACAGAGCGCUGAGAGAGCCCAACAGCAAACUGGUCCACAGAGAGAAACGUCUCUCUGGAGCCUCGUCUGGUAGCACUCCGGAGAAAAAAUCUGCCUCAGAGGAUUCCCUAUUGAUUGAGAAGCAAGAUGGUUGUCAAAGAAACCUGCCCCUCAGUAAAAAAGAUGAAAAGAGCAGGAGUCCUAGAGUAGCUUCAUUAGCCACUGGAUUCAACAGAGAGACAGAAGAUAAAAUGAGAGGGAAAACCAUCACAACACACAGUGUCAUAAGAGAAAAACAAAGUGUAGCAAAAAGGACCUCAACAGAAACCAUCCUAUCGCCAGAGAAGCCCCUGAGAAAUCGUGCUAAAAGCCCUGCUUUAAGGUACAACCAUUUCCAGGGUUCUGGUUCUUUGGAGGAGAAAGCAUAUGAUAAUGGGCACCCUCAGGACAGAUGUUUGUCAGAGAAUGUCAUUCAUACAAAUGGAUGUGAUGAAUAUGCAACAGAGAGACUCUGGGGCAAUAAAAAGUACAUGGGGGUAACCAAUAGAGAAGACAAUGACUUGGCAAGGUAUGUAGAGAGAAGCUUCGGAGAGGCUUCUCCCAAUGCAGCCAUGGACAAAUAUAUGAGAGAUCGAUAUAAUGAAAACCGGUGGGAGAGGCAAUCCUGUGAAACAGAAUCAGAAAACACCAGAGCAACCUUACAGAAGCAAACAUCUAAACCGGAUUCAAAGGGUAAAGGCUCAACAAUCCAGAGACAUGAUUCUACUGCAAGCGACACAUCACAGUCUGAGGUGAAACGAAUCGUUCCACUGAAGCCUGAGAGGUCAAAGAAGUUGAAAGGCAAUAAAGGAGCCAAGCUGCAAGGACAACCGAGUGAAAAAAGCAUUUCAGGAUCAUUUGAUGAAAGUGAAGAGACCAAGUCUAAGGAGGAGCAAGUUGGCUUUGAGAAUGCCCUGGACAGCUUGUCACAGCCCAGAAAUUCUGCAGCUUUAGAAAGCACUGGAACUUUUGCCAAGCAAGACUGGGCGAGUAAUUGUCACAAUAGGGAAAUUAGAGAAUAUAGCUGUCAGUCUCUCCAAGACAGGCCCCAAUUAAGGGAUCUCAAGAACAAUGCAGACCACAGACUUAGUAUCGAACAAGAUCAGUUUCUUUUUGAAGAUCCAUUGUUUAUGUUUGACUUUCCCACCAAUUCAGCAUUUCCAGCAUUUGACCAGAUUCCCCCUUUAUACCCACCUGUAAAAUCCCAGAGGGCAAGAGAUACACGUACCAAACCUAUCACCAAAAGCGAUUCUGGCAACAGUCUUCACAAGAGCUCCACAAUGGAAUCUUCCAAGAGGAAACCAGUGAGAGAGCCCUGGGAGAGACGCUUAGGAUCGGUGUCAGAAGAUGAUCCUGACCCAGACACUCUGUACCUGAAGGAGACCCACCUGGGCAUUGAGCGCAAAUGCUCGAGUAUCACUGUUAGCUCAACGUCCAGCCUGGAGGCUGAGGUGGACUUCACUGUGCUCAUGGACUUCCAAACGGGUAUCGAGGAAUUUUCUAGAGGCAUGACUGAGCUGGGGGAGAGAGACUUCUCACCUGAGUUUGGCCUCUCUGACCGUCCCACCCAUCCAGCCUUUAUACUGGGAGCAGAUCCUAUCUAUCUUCCAGAGGAGAGACCUGUAGAAGUACCAAGGCCCGUAGAGAAACCAAAGCCUGUUGUAGAACAGAAGCCACCGGAGGAACGUAAACCAGAGCCUUUUGUACCUAAGAAAGCUCCUCGGUCAGUAAAAGCUGCCCAAGCCCUGAGGAAAGACUCUACAGAACAAGCUAAUACCCAGUCGAUGAGACGGGAGAGCUCUGAGUCACCCCCAAUCCAUCCUCUCAGCAGAGAGAGCAGUGAAAUCAUUGCCUCCCAAGCUCUGAGGAAGACCGAGGUCAAGAUCGAGACACAGCCCAACGGCUCCGAGGUCACCACGACCAUAAUGGAGAUUGCAGACCCGGACCAUGGCAUCAGCGGUAUGCGAGAGGCCGCAUACUCUAUGACAGAGAGAAUCUCUCCUGUGAACCUGGGAUCAUUAGCUAGAGAUGGUUCACCUUUAAUGGUGACUGAGAAUGUAACAUCAGCCACUACAACUCAUGUUACUAAGACGGUGAAGGGAGGCUACUCGGAGACAAGAAUUGAAAAAAGGAUUAUCAUUACUGGUGAUGAUGAUGUUGAUCAAGAUCAGGCGCUUGCCAUGGCAAUAAAAGAAGCCAAGCAACAGCACCCUGACAUGUUGGUAACCAAGGCUGUAGUUGUCAGGGAAACAGAAUCUUCCACUCAAGAUCCACAUGAGGAAUCGAAGUCCUGAUCUCCUCAGUUCUCAGGACUUCAACGGGAAGCAACUGUUCCUCAAUGACUGCCAGUGGGUCGCCAACAUCUACAGACCUCUUAUUCUAAGCUUCUAGCUUCCACUUACAUACACGACACUAACAUUUACACGUGCACACAAACACAUGCUGCCUCCCAGAUGUCGGAACCUAUUCCUUCUCAUGUAAUUUCUAUUUUGUGUCUACAUUCGCUGUGGUAACAUGGACAUACUGGUUCAGGAGGCACACGUUCUCCUUGGCUGAGGACCGCUGGGGAAGGACAAAUUCAGCAUCACAUCGAUCAGACAGAUGAUUUAGCCGCCAUUGUAGUCUCUUGCUUUUUCUUCACAAAUGUGAAAACUAACCAAGCGUACUAUCGACAGCCCGAUGCUAACAUCAAGCAUGAGGCAUGGGGCUUUUUGAUGAACAUUGCUGAAGAUUUAGCUUAGUGGAGUGACAGUAGUGUCUAUUGAGUAGUUUUUUCUAGGGUUCAUUGAA
Molecule: messenger RNA, 4636 nt
Organism: Sinocyclocheilus rhinocerous
Lineage: Eukaryota; Metazoa; Chordata; Actinopteri; Cypriniformes; Cyprinidae
Product: band 4.1-like protein 1
Exons: 23
Coding region: 277-4140 (1287 amino acids)
Biological process (GO): actomyosin structure organization
Cellular component (GO): cytoskeleton; plasma membrane
Molecular function (GO): actin binding; structural molecule activity
Source: RefSeq, a predicted model, not a curated record